AUGGCACUCUCCGAACACGCAGCGUCGCUGCUAGCCACCUUUUCUCUCCUGACCGCGACGAUCAGUUACCUCAUCAGUCCUAAUCUACAAAAAUCGUUCCUUCAAGGUGUCAAAUGGAACAUCUGGUUUUUCUCUCCAUUCCGGUCCGGUGCAAUUGCCACGAAUGUAGUCACCCUGUUAAUCGGCUACAGAAUGUUGAACAUUGCUGAAACACAUGUUGGCCUAGCGCUCCUCGUACACAAUGGUUUUCCACCUCAUCUCGGACAUGGGUCCUGGUCGUGUUUCGCACGGCGUGCAUUUCUCACUGGAGCAACUCUCCCCUUGUACAUGAUGCUGCUAGCGUCAACGCAGGAUCGAACGAACCAAGUCAUUACGACGUCAUUAAUCGCACAGACCAUGCUGGCUGAGCUCUCGACGAUUUACAGUGUGGCUUCGUAUGAACUCCGUGAAGGCUGGCCUCGCCGUGUAUUGGUGGAGGGAUCUGUCUUUUCUGCCGAUCGUCUCACACAAGACCAUGGCAAAAACAAGGGCGAAGCGAGUAGAUCUGAGAAAAGAAACGAGCAUAGAAACAUUGCACCGACCCCUGUUCUAACAGAUAAUCUCUGCGAUCGCAUACGCCAGCUCUCACUAUCAGCGGCUGAACCAUAUGCCAAACCCGCCUCACAGUCCUUUCCUUUAGGGCAGACUUCCAAAUUAAAAAUGGUCUAUGAUCCAAAUGUCCCCGCCCAAUGGACGUGUGGGCACUGGCGUUGUCUAAUUUACGUGAUCUUGCACAUAUCUGUGCGUGCAAUCUGUUGGUCGUGGUCAUUGAUCGAGGUUGGGUCUACCACCUGGCUUUUACACUGCGAACUGGGGCCAGUGAUUCUCCAACUUGCCGGCAGGUUGCUGGAAGGAAACAUCUUAAAUGGCGUGCUCUCCACGCUAUACGACUUUUGUGCUGCUUUGUUCAUAUUCCUAUUCGUCUACAUUGCCUCCAUAUUACUAGUCAUCCGCCUUCUCUUUUUUACGCCCCUGGUUACUCGUCUGGUUGACCAAAUCCAUAUCCUACAACGGAUCCAGUGGAAAUUCCAAGACCUUGCCGAAGUCGCUCCAAUCAUCUACCAGGUUCUCAAAGCCUUAAUUAUACUCUUCCUACCUGGAAUUUCGAGUUAUUAUGGAGCUCUAGCCCUAGCAUCACGUGCUAUCGGUUUAACACAGGAGAAACUCUCGUGCGUUCUCGAGAUCAUAUUGAUUUUAAUCCUUUACAUUACAGUAUACCGCCUUGCUGUUGUUUCGGAGCCAAAUGCAGCCCCUGACAGCAGUUCAAACACCACUGGCUCAGGCCCGGCACACUCUGAUCAAAAGGAAAAUACGGGCUGGGCCGAGUCUGGAUUCCCUCAAAAUCCGGAGGAACUUUUUUCUGUGAUAUUCCGAUUAUCUAUUGUCGUCCCCACCUUGGCCGUUUGGAUUUUCCUUUAUCGUUAA
This is a messenger RNA of Penicillium crustosum, 1464 nucleotides long. RefSeq lists its product as uncharacterized. The transcript has a single exon. Bases 1 to 1464 code for a protein of 487 amino acids. The record is from RefSeq and is a predicted model, not a curated record. Lineage: Eukaryota; Fungi; Ascomycota; Eurotiomycetes; Eurotiales; Aspergillaceae.